CAGUGUUUUUUUUCCUUCAAAGGGUCGAAGCAAUGACAAACGAAGAGCGUCCAUGUUGUGUCCACUCCACACAUACAUUACUUACUACAUGUACUGGUAACGGUACUAACUAACUAGCUAGCUAGUAUUUGCCUUGGUGAAUUCUAUUAAUAUCGGUCCAGCGCUGCGUCCAGCAAAGCACACUCAAGCUGAGAUACGGUAGAUCAAGUCCAACCGUGAGGCAGAAUCGAAUCGAUCAACUGUACCGGUACAAUGGCUCGUACGCAAAAAGGUCGUCGUCGUCGUAGAAAACCUUCUUCCAAAGUUAAUUAUGAGAUUAUUGAUAAAUACUACGAUCGGGAGAAGGACGAAAUCAUCUUCGAAGACUACGUGAUGUGGGUCAAGCGAAGUUGGAUCAGAUAUGAAGGUUUUGAUGACCAAGACAGCAUGUGGCAGUUCAUGAGAGACUGCGGCGAAUGUGCGCUUGGCAAAUUCCAUGGUACUUCGUCUUGGCAAGAAGUGGACUACAACUGUCCGGACAUCAUCAACAUCAACCAUAGCUCCAGCACUGAGUAUCCUCACAUCAAUCUUCGCAAUCAAGUCUUUGAUUUUCUCUGGUUAAGCCUGGACACUACUACCCAAAAGUUUACCUACGACUUGCUGGAUGAAUACUUCCUGUUCAAGAGCCACAACGACAAAAAAUUGUUUCCCGAUUCCAUGUUGGCCAUGAUCUUUGGAAACGUAAUACGCAGAGACACGGAGACAUUCAGAGUUCAACUCACAAAAAAGCAACAAAUCCUCUUGGAACAUGAGGGCAUUGUAUCACUCAAACAAGAUAAAGAUGAAAUAACCUUCCACAGACCACACGCAGUCAAGCAAAACAAACUCUUCGAAAUGGUGUUCUCCAUCUUUGAGGAUGAUGAUGUUUCAGAGGAUCGGGAUGAAACCAAGGAUUGGACUAUCCCCACAGACCAUUCCAGUACUGGUCCGCUGUUAGCUGCCUUGCUUGCCGUCAAAUUACUUCAAUUUGUUCCCAAUAACCAUCUCCUAUCCGUAAUUCUAUCAAUCUAUGCCAUGCAAUAUGAGCCUCCAAAAGAUGAGGAUGAUGAUGACGAUGACAAGUAUGAAAACAUGUUUUUCGAUCAUGCUAGACCGGUAUACUUGGAGCAUUACUGUCUCGAGGAACAAAAAGAAUUUGAUGAUGACACCCUCUGGCAGCAUGCCGGUGAAGCUUUGCUGGUCCUCAAGUGUCGCAAUAAAGUCUGCGUUCGAGAACUUGAAGACGAGAAUAACGACGAUUGCAGCGUUGACAGUGAGAGCGAAAGCACUGCCAGCAGCACCGAUUGUGAAGACGACAACCAAACAGAGGCCACCUCCACACAAGGGAAUCUGGCUUCCAGCCCGAAUCAUGACGCGGAGAAGAAAACCAAACCCCUCGUGUCUCCUCCUCCCGGCGAUACACAUACUCCCGCUACCAAUGAGGCUGGAACAAACGAGCAAUCAGCUGCUGCGGCAGUUGCAGAGGAAUACCAACAACGUAUGAAAGCUGCAGAGUUGCGCGUGCAGGACAUGGUGCAAAACAGUCUGGCUGAACUGACGGAAAAGGAGAAAAAGCAACAGGCAGAGGCGACAGAUCUGGAAAAUCGAAGGCAACAACAGGAUGCACGGUCGAAACACUUGGCUGCUGGGUGGAAGGAGCUGCGUGCAGAGCGAGGCAAGCACGUGGAGCUACAAAAGAGAGAGAUGGCUUCCAGACUUGAAGAGGAGAGUAAGCUCAAUGCCGCAAAGGAAAAGCUGAAGGAAGAUCAGCUGAAGCUACAGAAGGAGCGUACUGCACAGGAGAGUAAGCUCAAGGCCGCAAACGAAAAGCUGAAGGAAGAUCAGCUGAAGCUACAGAAUGAGCGUACUGCACACGCUACAGAGCAAAAGGAGGUCUUGGCAAAGCAGGAUGAAAAGUGGAAAAGCUUGGAUGAUGGGUGGAAGGAACAGCUUGCAGAGAAAGGCAGGCAAAUGGAGGUUCAACAGAGAGAGACGAAUUCCAGACUUGAAAAGGAGAGGGUGCUCAAGGCUGCCCAGGAACAACUGAAGAGAGAUCAGCAGAAGCUGAAGGAAGAGCAGCGGAAGCUACAGGAGAAUUGGCGGAAAGUGAAGACUGAGCUUGCAAAAGUUACAGCAGAGCCAGUCAGGUUGAUGGGAGAGCUGGAGGUUCGAGAGGCAGAUCUGGCUGAGGAGAGGCGAUACCUGGAUGGGGAGAUGAGUAAUUUGAAGAUUGGGAGGAGCAAUCUGCAUGACAAGGAGAAGGAGCUGGAACAGAGAGAGACGACUUUCAGACUUGAAAAGGAUAAGGAGCUCACGGCUGCACAGGAGCAGCUGAAGCUAGAUCGGCUGAAGCUAGAGGAGGGUCAGCAGAAGCUUGAGGUGGAGCGUGCAACACAGAAAGCAGAGCAUGAGAGGGAGCUGGCAAAGCUGCAGGCUCAGUGGACAGAUUUUGCUGAGAAGAAGGGACAGUUGGAUGAGGACCAGAGAAAGUUGAAUGAUCAGCGAAACAACCUCCAGGCAGAGAAAGCUAGGCAGGAGGAGCUACAAGAGGAGGAGAAGAAUGCUCAGAAGGAGCUUGAGGCGGAGUGUGCAACACAGAAAGCAGAGCAUGAGAAGGAGCUGGCAAAGCUGGAGGCUCAGUUGGCAGAUCUGGCUGAGAAGAGGCGACUUCAGGAUGAGGAAAAGAAGAAAGCGGAAAUGAAGGAAGACGAGAGAGCACGAAAGGCUGAGCGCGAAGCAAAUAAGAGGGAGCGAGAGGUAACGAAGAGGGACGAAGAGGUGAAGAAGAGAGAAGAAAAGGUGAAGCAGCUUGAGAAGCAGCUCAACGAUGGUUGGCAGAGCAUGGAGAAGGAGCGUGCGGAGCAAAGUAAGAAAGGCAAACGAUUGGAGGAAGACAGGGCCAAGCUGCGUAAGGAUCAGAUUGAGCUGGAAGCCAAAAAGCAAAGACUAGAGAACGAUGCGAAGAAAUUGGAACAGAAGAAGGAGGAAAGAGCAAGGGAGAAGGCAGAGCGGGAGGCGAAGCGGGAAGAAAAAAGGGCACAGAAAGAGCGGCGCAGGCAACAGAAAGAGCAGCUUAAGCAAGAGAAGGCACUUGCCAAGGAGGACCGCAAGAAGCAGAAGGCGCAGAAAGAGCAGCAUGAGGCACAAGCAAAGGGCAAGGAGGCGGAGGCCGAGGCCAAGACUACCCAGGAACAGGAUGAGCAGCGCCAGAAGCCCAGAGAGGAGACGAUCCACAACCAAGAGCAUGUCCACCGGGAAGUGCACGUCAACCAGGAUGACAUCAUCCAGGACGACGAGCCUCAACCACAGGAAGCGAGAGGAAAGGCGAGCUCAGCACUAUCCCAGGUGCCUGGGUCUGGCAAAAAGAAAGGAACGAAGAAACGGAAAGCAGCAACCCCGAUUCGUCCGGGUUGCGCAAUCAGUGACAAACGAAUCAAGAAUCAUUAACUAUUGAAUGUAUGUACGCGAUGUUUUUGUUGAAGGAGGAUGCUGUUUGUAGGGAAAUAGGUAUUAUUUUGUGUUUGUACGACAUUAUCGCACGAGCAGUUGGUCUACCAGCUUGAAACUGGCCUGAUGGUUCUCUGCUUUGCUCGUUCGUACUAGCUAGCCGAUUAUUUGUUUCUGA
This is a messenger RNA of Seminavis robusta, 3643 nucleotides long. The record is from the annotation of a GenBank genome assembly. Lineage: Eukaryota; Bacillariophyta; Bacillariophyceae; Naviculales; Naviculaceae.